This is a messenger RNA of Diceros bicornis minor, 3368 nucleotides long. RefSeq names its product interferon alpha and beta receptor subunit 2 (gene IFNAR2). The transcript is spliced from 9 exons. The record is from RefSeq and is a predicted model, not a curated record. Bases 233 to 1792 code for a protein of 519 amino acids. Lineage: Eukaryota; Metazoa; Chordata; Mammalia; Perissodactyla; Rhinocerotidae. Gene Ontology annotation, molecular function: interleukin-22 receptor activity; protein binding.
UCCCGGGCGGAGUCCGCGGGCCGCCGCCCAGCCGCUGUGCCCGCCUUUGCCCCGCGCCCGCCGGAGGGGCUGCCAGCAGCGCGCAUCCCGGCCGCGACCGCCCAACCCGGGAGCGGAGGGGCGGUGGCGGAGCCCGGCUCGCGGGGGGCCCGAGGCUAGCACCCCUGAAGGCAGCGGCGAGGCGACACUGCCAAGAUGUGACAGUAAAGACAAGACUUAUCAAAUAACAAAGAUGCUUUUGAGCCAGAAUGCCUUGGCGAUUCGACCACUAAAUUUGUAUCCUGUAGUGUUCAUCAGCCUCAUGUUUGGUAUUUUACAUGCUUUGUCUGAUUCUCCAGAUGAAUCUUGCAUUGCUUUUAAUAUGACAUUACGAAAUUUCCAGUCAAUUUUAUCAUGGGAAUUAAAGAACCGUUCAAUUGUACCAACUCACUAUACAUUAUCCUACACAGUCAUGAGUAAACCAGCAGGUGAGAUGGUUGUUGAGGACUGUAUAAAUAUCACAAGAUCAUUUUGUGACCUAACAGAUGUGUGGGAAAGCGUGUCUGAGACAUACCUCCCCACGGUAGUCGGAUUCAGAGGGAACACAAUGCUGGUCAGUUGUUGGGACAAGGUCUUCGUGGCAUUGGACAUGUCUUUGGAACCACCAGAAUUUGAGAUUGUUGGUUUUAUCAACCACAUUGAUGUGAUAGUGAAAUUUCCACCUGUCAUUCCCAAGAUGCUAGUUGGGAAAAACUUACAGACUUAUUUAUCACUUGUCAUCGAAGAAAAGUCAGGGAGCAUUGUUAACCUGCAUAGACCCAAAAUAGAUGGAAACACUACUGGAAAUUUCACUUAUGUCAUCGACAAGUUAAUUCCAAACACAAACUACUGUGUAUCUGUUUAUUUUGAGCCUAAAAAUCUGGGGAAAAUACAUAGAUCUCCCUUAAAAUGUACCCGCCUUCAACCUGGACAAGAAUCAGAGUCGUCAGAAUCUGUCAAAAUAGGAGGAAUAAUUACUCUGUUUUUAAUAGCAGCUGUCUUCAUAAGCACCAUAAUAACACUGAAACGGAUUGGUUAUAUAUGCUUAAGACAUGAUUACCCCAAAGUUCUGAAUUUUUAUAAGCUGUCAGCCUGGGUAUUUCCUGAGCUACCGCCAUUGGAAGCCGUGGCUAUAGUGGAGGUCAUUCACAUCAACAGAAAGAAGAAAGUGUGGGAUUAUGAAUACGGUGAUGAAAGUGACAGCGAUAAUGAAGCCGUCCCCCGGGCAAGCGCAGGUGGUUACACUAUGCAUGGACUAACAGGCCUGUGUCCACUGGCCUCCACCUCCUCCGCCUCCUUGGAGAACUGCAGCAACCCAGACGCUGAGGAGCCUGACCUGCCUGAGCCUGGGGUUGAGUCUGAGCCCCUGAUGACACCAGGGCCUGGCCCCUGCCAGUCGGAAUGCACAGAUGGGGACUAUGAGAGGAGAGGGAACCAGCUGCAGGGCCACUUUUCCGAGGAGGACAACAGCUCCACUGAGGGCUCCGAGGACAGAAUUGUCUUCAAUGUGGAUUUAAACUCUGUGUUCGUGAGGGUCCAAGACGACGACGAUGCAGAAGUCCCUCCAAUGUUAUCAUGUCUUCCAGAAGAGGCAGUGGACCUAGAGGAUCCCAACGAAAUGGAAACGAGCCUUCUGGUGGCCAGCGGAGAAGGCACACAGCCGCCCUUCCCCAACCCCUCUGUGGAGUGCCUGUGGCCUGAAGAUGCUCCUUCUGAUGAAAGUGACACUUCUGAGUCAGAUGUUGACAUUGGGGAUGGUUAUAUAACGAGAUGAAUCCAAAAAUAUUUAACUUGGACUGACAGAUACCUCCAGGGUGCUCUCUCCUUGCAACCCCACUUGCUCCUUUGUGGUCUGCAAGUGUUCUCUGAGGGAAGGGGUGGGAGACUGCAGAGUGGGCUGGGUUCUCCCUGGUGAUGUCAUCUAUGCAAAUUGUCAAUAUGGAGGAGAAGGAGGUGGGAAACAGUAUCAUUCAGUGCAUUGUUUACAGGUUCAAAGUGAUGCACUUUGAAGGGAAAAUGCCCUGCCCAUUCCCUUUACUCUCAUGCAUUUAUAAUGUUUCUGCAUUAUGUUUCCCAGAGUGAGGAGCAAGGAUCCUUGUGGUUUUCAGGGGCUGGUCCAGGGCCCUGUAAUAUUUCUGGGAAAUAAUUAAAUUGGGCCAGAGUGGGACUAGGGAGGGAAAAGGAAGACACUCAGCAGGGUUCAUAGCUGGAGCAGUCAGCAGUGUUGAGCCCAGCAGGCUCAAAGAAGGAGCUGGAAAGCAAGCAGGAAAAGAGUGAGGAAGGGCCAGUGGAGGGAAAGGAGGGGGACUCAAAAAGAAACAGCAGCAUAUGCACUGAGUUGGAAGUAGGGCAGGGCCAGGCAAGUGUGGGCACCUCCCAGAUGUCAUAUUCUGUCGCCUACACUCUGAGAAUGUGACUCUCAGCCCCUCAUGUGAGGAUUCGCACACAAAAAGAACUUGUGUCAGGCAGGUGACUAAAAGAGGAAACAUUUGCAUGCGGGAGAGGGAUAGAAUCUUGGUGCCAUAUUUUAAGAUUUAAAAAAAGCAAGUGACAGAACAAAUGCAAAUGUGCUUCAAGGUCUUCAGAAGCAAUGAGGCAUAAAAUUUAAGGAGUGCUAUGUGUGCUGAUUCCAAAUGUCCUACAAGUGACUACAGUUCCUGUGAAUCUGGGGGUAGGAGGGGGGAAGGGGCAAGGAAAGUUCUAGAAUAGCAUGUGGCAAACAGCACAAGGACUAGGACUCAGAGGUCUGACUGCUGCCAUUUCACUCUGUGACCCUGAGCACUUUGCUUAGCCUCUGAGCCUCAGUUUCUUAAUUUAUGAAAUAAGGGGAUUAGACUAGGUAACCUUCAAGAUCCUGUGAUGCUGGGAGAAGUAUUAGAAAAUUCAUAGGAAUGGAGGUACUGCAACCCUGAGACCCUCCCAGGGAGAAUGAAAGGUGUAGGACCCUCCUAUCUCGCUCUCCUCACCCCAAGAGGAGAGUUCUCAGACCUUUCUUCUGGGCCCAUUCAAAAGGGGAAACAAAUUUAUAUGAGUCCUAGCUCAAGGACUUUAAAUAGAUUACUUUUCUAAUUGCUCUAAAGGAGCUCAAAGGAGAGGGCUGAGACACCAGGAGCUGUUAUUUAAUAAUAAUCUAACAAAAUUCCAUAGGAAAGGGACCUUAUCAUAUACAGAGUCCAUUUCUCAGCCCUCUGAAUGCAUCUAUCAUAUUUUGAAAGAUUUCCAGAGUGAUCUUUUGGGAUAACCUUUUUAUGGCUGCUUGUGUGUGUGUGUGUGUGUGUGUGUGUGUGUGUGUUUUUUAAUUUUGUAUAACGGUUGGUGAAGGAUAAUACAAAUACACUUUUUAAUACAAA